Molecule: messenger RNA, 1629 nt
Organism: Phycodurus eques (leafy seadragon)
Lineage: Eukaryota; Metazoa; Chordata; Actinopteri; Syngnathiformes; Syngnathidae
Gene: her13
Product: hairy-related 13
Exons: 4
Coding region: 144-851 (235 amino acids)
Biological process (GO): anterior/posterior pattern specification; regulation of transcription by RNA polymerase II; regulation of neurogenesis
Cellular component (GO): nucleus
Molecular function (GO): RNA polymerase II cis-regulatory region sequence-specific DNA binding; protein dimerization activity; DNA-binding transcription factor activity, RNA polymerase II-specific
Source: RefSeq, a predicted model, not a curated record
GCUCAGCCCCUAUUCACAUGUAAAUAAGCCCCUUAUAAAUACUAACAACAGUCAGCCGGCGACGGCAGCCCAUCUCACUCGGAGUGCACAACAAACACAAGUCAGGCAGCAGAGGGAGAGGAGAGAAAGCUCGACCAAGCAACAUGGCUCCUUCUGCUCGGCACAGCAAGACCGAACUUGGCGUGCAAGACGAGGAGGAGGGCUACUAUGGGGUCCAGAAGGCGGACAGAAAGAUUAGGAAGCCUCUGGUGGAGAAGCAGAGGCGAGCUCGCAUCAAUGAGAGUCUGCAGGAAUUGAGGAGCCUUCUGACUGAUUCGGACUUGCACUCCAAGAUGGAGAAUGCGGAGGUGCUCGAGAUGACGGUAAAAAAGGUGGAGGACGUCCUGAAGACCAGAGCACAAGAAGCAGACACGAUGAGCCAUGAAGCAAGUGAGAGGUUUGCAGCCGGCUACAUCCAGUGCAUGCACGAGGUCCACAUGUUUGUGUCCACCUGUCCCGGCAUCGAUGCAACUGUGGCCGCCGAGCUGCUCAACCAUCUACUGGAGUGCAUGCCCAUGAACGAAGACCACAUCCAGGACGUGCUGAUGGAUCUAAUCACGGACACGUCUGGGAACGCGGGCAGCACAUGGCACGGAGGCGGAGACCUUCUCUGUCCGACGCUGGCCUCCCCCGGGGGAAGGAGCGAGUCCAAUGGGUCGUCCUCCGCCCUCUCGCCGCCCCCUUCCGUCACAUCCAGCGAGGACUCGUGCUCCGAUCUGGACGACAUCGACAGCGAGCACAACCAGAUCACUGCGGAAGCUCUGAGCACGCCCACGGUGACCUACUCCAGGUCCAUGUGGAGACCCUGGUAGGAGCUCACGGGUGCAGAUGGGCUGGAGGAUGCUGGAUCUGUGGGCAUCCUUGAAAGAUAUGAGGAAAAUCUUCACCCCAAAACAAACACUUAAAACUUACAAAUGAACAGACCAGCUACAGUUGCCACAAAUGGAUUUAUAACUGGACUAUAUUUGGUCUCCACAACUCACCUUCGCAAGACAAUGAUGACACAAUGAUGCUGUGGAUCCUUAGGAUGGUUCAUGUUUUUCUCUUUUGUGUUUCUUUUGAAUUCCGGUAAAUACUGGGGUCCUCAAAAUCAAUAACAUGCCAGUGGAAAGUGUCUGCAGCUGCCCUUUGGAUUUUGGGGAGUCAUUGCUUUAAAAAAGUGGAUUUUCCUUUCGGCAUCACAGAGAGCUAGUGGUUAGCACACACGCUUCCCAAUUCGAAAGUCCUGGUUUCAAACCUCAGCUCUGGCCUUCGUGUGGGUUUUUUCCGAGUGCUCCGGCUUCCUCCCGCGUUCCAAAAAGAUGUAUGCUAUGUUAAUUGAAGAGUUUAGAUUUUCCACGGACGUGAAUGAGUGUAAAAGGUUGUCUGUCUAUUUGUGCCCUGUGACUGGCUGGCAACCAGUCCGGAGUCUACCCGGUCUCCCGCCAAAAGUCAUCUGGGAUAGUCUCCAGCUCACCCAUGAUGAGCCAAAUGAGGAGAAGGAGUAUCGGCCUGAUAACGACAUUCACUUAUAGCUCAACCAGGAAGGACAAAUGAGGAAUAUACCACUUUUUAUAUGAAUAACUUCAUGUACUGUAUAUAGGAUUUGUA